This is a messenger RNA of Schistosoma rodhaini, 454 nucleotides long. Lineage: Eukaryota; Metazoa; Platyhelminthes; Trematoda; Strigeidida; Schistosomatidae. The record is from the annotation of a GenBank genome assembly.
UCAAACAAACAAUACUAAAUGAAUAUAAAUGAAUUGAGUUUCAGAACACAUCUAUAUAUUCAUAGAUAUAUCUAAGUAACACGCUAUAUGUUUUCCUAUUCAUUCAAAAACUAACUAGCUAACGUGUGUUUUUUUAAAUAAUGAAUAAUAAAUUAACGGAAAUAACAACCACAUUCAUUAUUAUAAUAUACAUUUUGAAGUAAACAGAGACAAAGAUGACCUUUAACCAUCAUAUCAAUAAAAUAAUUAACGUAUGACAGAAUUCAAAACUUAUUUUCAUACCGAUUCGUAUAAUAAUAAUAAUAAUAAUAAUAAUAAUAAUAAUAAUAAUAAUAAUAAUAAUAAUAAUAAUAAUAAUGACAAUAGUAAUAAUAAGAAUAAUAGUAACAAUGCUAAUAAACACUGUAUAAAAAUUGAAUCUGAACGAAGUACACGUUUAUGUAUGAUGAAAUAA